Paramecium octaurelia is the source of this 1489-nucleotide messenger RNA. The record is from the annotation of a GenBank genome assembly. Lineage: Eukaryota; Ciliophora; Oligohymenophorea; Peniculida; Parameciidae.
AAUGAUUGAGAUUAAAGAAAAGGGAGUAACAAGUUUGGAAUUAAGCAAGUAUUUGAUAAAGCGUUUAAAUUUUCAUGAUUGGAAAACUAUUAGCAGGUUUGAAUUAUUCGGAUAUAUUGAAAAAUAUUGAUUAUAUACUUUAUACUAUAACAUGUCAGGCGAUUGUUUAUAAUAGGUAAAAACUCUCAACUUACGAUUGGAAACAUCUGAAUACUCAUGAGAAAGAGCUGCGAGUAGUUUGGUCUCCGAGUCAACCACCAUCACCAUCGAAAGCGAUGUGUGAAUUUUCCUCUGGUGAUUCUAGUCCUUGUGAUGAUGAUCAAUAUUAAGCUAAAAUAGAAUUCAUAGGUACAAAAUUAUCGAUUCGUGAAAUAUGCAAUUCUGUUCUCAAUUCUAAUUGCUAUGAAAUUCGGAUUUUUGAACCUACAAAAACAGGAAAAUAUGAAAAGUUUAUCUUUUUUAUAUCUACCUAGAAUCCCACAGGAAUGGUAAAAUCAAAGAGACAUCAUACUUUUUAAUUAUGAUCCAACCCUUGAAGUUUGUUAAGAUAAACAUUCCAUAAAGAAGUAUUUAAAAGAAAAGUAAGUUUAUAUAAUUAAAUAUAAUUAUUAAAUAGAUUCAAAGAGUACCUAUUUAUCACAAUUGAAGAAGUUCAAAAGAUUUAUUUGGCAGGAGAAUAAGCAUACAUCAUAAAAAUAAAUGAAGAUAAAUCCGCUCAAUUCUUUUAUUACAAUAUGAGUAAGAAUCAACCAAAACACAAGAAAUACAUUGGGGAGAAUUUUUAAGUAUGUUUUAGGAUUUUAUCAUUAAGGUGGGGAUAUUACGAAAGAUCAGAGACAUAUAAGUUUCAUACAGAGUGAUAAUGAGAUUCUUACCGAAUUAUUUCGUCAAGGAAAAAGUAGAGAGCAUUAUCUACGAAAGAAGAUAUGAGAAAUAUUAGAUUGACUUUAGAUAAUUGAGAGUAGAAGAGUUAUUUGAAUGUAAUAUUUAAAAUCUAUUUUUAGUUGAAGGAUGCAAAUAUGGAAUUAUUUACUGUGAUGAUUUGAAAUCUUCAUAAUAGAUUGUUGAUCUGCUGAAUAAGUAACAUUAAAACAUUAUAGAUAAAUAGGUAUUUCUUUGAGAGAAAAAUCUCUUAGCCAGAAAUAAUUGCAAUCAAUGAAGAGGGAAAAAGCAUAUCUUCAGUAUCUAAUCGAUAAGAAUAUUAAAAUUUCUUUUAAAUGAGUUAUGAUACGUAGAAAGUGAUGAGAUAAAUAUUGCAAUAAGAAAUUGAUAAGGAAAUCUAAGAGAAAUAAGAGAGAAUAGAAAAAUAGGAAAGAUUAGAAAAAUUGGAAAGACAGGAAAAAUACGAAAAGGAGAAGUAAGAAAAAGAGAAAGAGAAAGAAAAAUAACAUAGUGAAAAAAGUAUCUUUAAUAAUAACGAAAGAAAAAUACAAUUAAGAUAUUAUAAUUAGCACUGUAGAACUUAAUAGUAGUAAAUAGUUUGAACGAU